UCAUUUUGAUGAAAAAUUUUGGCAGAGUUUGUUAUGGUUCAAAGGGAAAGGGAAUAGCGAAAUGUAACGUGUGAUCUAUUCUCUCACAUUCUUCUGCGUUUGCAUUUCCUCUUUCCCUUUGUCCCCUCUGUCCUCGUGCGCUUCCUCCCAACUAUUUGCUGUUUGGUUUCAACCUCAAUACCUGUCUCUCUCGAACACCAACAUAGCUCACAGAUCCUCAAUUUCUGCUAAUCUAAGAACCCGUUUUUUUAUUCGCCUUCACAUGCAUCAUUUUGUUCUGUCUAUUCUCUCCUCUGGUGAUCUGGUACCUCGGUGUUGUCAAUUUGAGUGAAGAUCUUAGCUCGUGAUUGUGUGUUUGUGGUUUUUGCGGGAAUUAUGAAGACAUCAAUUUGAGGUUAGUUAGCACCUAAGUUUACACAGUGAAUGUGGAUAAUGGAUAUUCCCGAGGUUGAAGAAAAUCUAUUUGCAGCAAGCGAUGCCAAGUUACAUGGAGAAAUGUGCAAGUCUCUUUCGGCAAUACACUGCAAGAUAUUGUUAUUAUUCCCUUCUUUAGAAGCAGCUAGGCCUAGGAGCAAAUCUGGAAUUCAGGCAUUAUGCUCAUUGCAUGUAGCCUUAGAAAAGACAAAGAAUGUUCUUCGACACUGCUCAGAGUCGAGUAAACUUUACUUGGCUAUAACCGCAGAUUCUGUUCUUCUAAAAUUUGAAAAGGCUAAAUGUGCUCUUGGGGAUAGUCUUAAUGGGGUGAAAGAUAUUGUUCCUCAAUCUAUUGGUUGUCAGAUUGAUGAAAUUGUGAAUGAACUUGCAAAUACGGUAUUUGCACUUGAUCCAUCAGAGAAGCAAGUUGGUGAUGAUUUAAUUGCAUUGCUUCAAAAGGGAAGAAAGCUUAAUGAUUCUAAUGACAGUAGUGAACUUGAAUGCUUUCAUCUAGCUGCUACUACUAUUGGAAUCACUUCUUCAAGAGCCGCUCUUGCAGAAAGAAGAUCUCUUAGAAAACUCAUAGAAAGAGCUCGAGCUGAGGAUGACAAGCGGAAAGAAUCAAUUAUUGCUUACCUUUUACACCUUAUGAGGAAAUAUUCCAAAUUAUUUAGAAGUGAGUUCUCUGAUGAUAAUGAUUCUCAGGGUUCUCAACCUUGUUCUCCCACUGUUCAGAGAUCUCUUGAGGAUGGCAUUACCGGUGGUCAUUUGCAUGUCUUUGACAGGCAGCUUUCAAAACUUAGUUCCUUUAACUUUAAGCCUAGUAAUAGGGAAUCAGGGCAGAUGCUCGUUUUGCCUGAAGAGUUACGAUGCCCAAUAUCUCUACAACUUAUGAGUGAUCCUGUUAUAAUUGCUUCUGGGCAAACAUAUGAAAGGGUUUGCAUUGAGAAGUGGUUCAGAGAUGGGCACAAGACCUGCCCAAAGACACAACAGAAACUUUCACAUCUUUCUUUGACUCCUAAUUACUGUGUGAAGGGUCUUGUGGCUAGUUGGUGUGAACAGAAUGGAGUUCCUAUUCCUGAAAGCCCUCCAGAAUCUCUUGAUUUUAACUACUGGAGAUUGGCGUUAUCAGAUACUGAAUCCACAAAUUCAAGAUCUGCAAACAGUGUUGGCUCUUGCAAGUUGAAGGGUAUCAAAGUUGUUCCUGUAGAAGAAGAGAGUGGUAUCUCAGAGGAAAUGGGGGGGAAUGCAGCUGAGGGCCUUUCUGCACAAGAGGAAGAAGAUCAUGAACGGUAUCUUAGUUUUCUUAAAGUCUUGUCAGAAGGGAACAAUUGGAAGAGGAAGUGCAAAGUUGUUGAACAUUUGAGGUUGUUGCUGCGGGACGAUGAGGAAGCCAGGAUUUUUAUGGGGGCUAAUGGAUUUGUUGAUGCACUUAUUCAGUUUCUGCAAUCAGCCGUGCAUGAAGGGAAUGUGAUGGCUCUUGAAAAUGGAGCCAUGGCUCUGUUCAACCUGGCUGUGAAUAACAACAGAAAUAAGGAAAUUAUGAUAUCAGCAGGAAUCUUAUCACUGUUGGAGGAAAUGAUAUCAAAAACUAGUUCCCAUGGUUGUGUAGCCGCCCUGUAUCUGAAUCUUUCUUGCCUUGAAGAAGCCAAGGACGUGAUUGGCACGAGUCAGGCUGUCCAGUUCCUUAUCCAGAUUCUUCACGCCAAGACAGAAGUCCAGUGCAAGAUAGAUUCCCUCCAUGCACUCUAUAAUAUUUCUACAUUGUCCUCCAACAUUCCACAUCUCCUUUCAUCUGGCAUCAUUGAAAGCCUACGAUCCAUUCUUGUAGACCAGGGUGAUUGCAGUUUGACAGAAAAAUGCCUUGCUGUUUUGAUAAAUUUGGCUGUCUCUCCAGCAGGAAGAGAGCAAAUGAUUUUGGCUCCUGCACUCAUAAGUGCCUUGGCGUCCACGCUGGAUACUGGUAAGCUCACAGAGCAGGAGCAAGCUGCAUCUUGUCUCCUAAUUUUGUGUAACAGGAGUGAGGAAUGCUGUGAGAUGGUCUUGCAAGAAGGCGUUAUCCCUGCGUUGGUGUCAUUAUCUGUAAAUGGAACCUCGAGAGGGAGAGAAAAGGCUCAGAAACUUUUGACGGUCUUCCGAGAGCAGCGUCAACGGGACCAUUCACCUGUUGAGACAAAUCAAUGUGAACCUGAAAGUAGUGAUUUCUCUAUGCCUCCUCCUGAAACCAAACCGUUAUGUAAAUCAAUAUCCAGAAGAAAGGUGGUAGGGAAAGCUUUUAGAUUUCUCUGGAAAAGCAAGAGCUAUUCUGUUUACCAGUGUUAAGUCUCAUGUAAAUUUCUGUUCGAUUCUUAACUUUUAUGGCCCUGCUUUUCACCCUCUCACCCGUUUCCACGGGUGCUACUUGCUUUUUGGUUCCAAAGAAGAGAUGUACAGGCAUGUGUUAUUUAUGGGUUUUUUUUUUCUCAUCCA
Molecule: messenger RNA, 2883 nt
Organism: Vigna angularis (adzuki bean)
Lineage: Eukaryota; Viridiplantae; Streptophyta; Magnoliopsida; Fabales; Fabaceae
Product: U-box domain-containing protein 45
Exons: 7
Coding region: 424-2736 (770 amino acids)
Biological process (GO): protein ubiquitination
Cellular component (GO): nucleus; cytoplasm
Molecular function (GO): protein binding; ubiquitin-protein transferase activity
Source: RefSeq, a predicted model, not a curated record